AUGACACCCCGCGUUAACGUGUUGGAGAACGAAGUGAUGUACGCUUGGCGAGCUUUGGACUUAUUGUCAGACGAGUACGUGAAAAUGUGGGAGCGUAUCGAAAAACUCGAAACCAUUAUUCAGAAUCAACAGUCUGUCAUCGGGCAAAUGGUUGAGAUAUGUGCAGAGCCGAUUACAUCUCCGUCUACAUACAUGGGACCACCGGAAGUCGGUGACCGUCCCGCACUGAGUAUGAUAUGGGAGGAAUCGGAAGGCAGCAGUAGUAAUGGUACUAAAAAGCCGUUGGAACAGAGGGACGUGGAUUAUAGAGCGUACGAAGACCGGCUGUUAAAUGAAGACCAGGAAAAAAUGGAUUCCGUCGAGUCUGCCAAAGAGAUUUUCGAAAAUAUAGAGCAAAUGGAGAGAAACAUGCGACAACUGUACGCCGAAGCGCAACUGGACAGUUGGAACGACGAGACGGAAAGAGCGGCAGCUGUUAGAGAUUUUUAUCCAAUUAACAAGCCACUCACGUCAUCGGUUGGAAACUUACAAAAUCGUAUGUAUCCUUACACGUCUCCAUCCAUUCGAUCGCUUCCCACUAUCCCAAAAUGCGAAGAACCCGGGUACAGGUCUCCGACGUUAUUUAUGGAUACAACGUCACAAUCAAAUUACAUGGACGACUCGUAUCAGCCACAAUCGCCACCCGGUAGUCCACCACCUCCAGCACCCGAGGAUCCCGUAUUUCCAAGAUCGCUGUCAUCCGCACUGUCACUGAGCCUGCGUCAAUUUCACAAUUCCAAUAAAGAACUUGAUUCGCUUCAUCAGUUUCACAAUUCCACUAAGGACCUGGACACCAUGCACCAAUUUCAUAAUUCCUCCAAAGACUUGGACACGUUACACCAACACCGAGCUGGUGCCAUAGUCACGGCCAAUAAAUCCGAUUCCGGUCUGUCGUCGAUGAGUGGCGGGUUGUUGUCCAGCUAUGAAAAAUCUCCAUGUUCACCAGGAAAGCGAGUAUUUGAUCAAUCAUAUCAGAUCUCGGUGGCUGGUCCAUCCGGAUUAACGGUAGUAACGUGCGUAACCACUGCAUUUGACACCGAUUAUCCAUACUAUGAUCGGUCGACAGGAGUGUAUUCGACGGCAGGUCAAGGGUAUAAGUACCAGACUACUAACGCACAACAGUCAUCCAUAUCUAACGUACCGGACCUGUUGGACGUAAUGUCGUACAAAGAAUAUAAAAAACCCACGGAUAGACCAUAUUCUGGUAUGACAGAUGCUUUAACCUAUUAUCCAAGUACCAUGAACGAAACGUACUAUGGUAGAGAAAACGAUAGGCCGGAUAAUAAUCCAAGGUAUAGGUAUGUGACGACGCCUAACUUUCAGAUCCGUUGUGAAGAUGACGGUUUAAGAAGGGAAGAAAAAACGAAAAAAUCCAAACGUAAUAUAAUCAAAUCAGCCAUGAACUCGGUCAGUAGUUCGGUGAGCAAUUGGUUUCCCGAUGUGCACUUGCCCCAACGGCAUCGAUCUCAUUCACUGCCGGGUGGCUUGGAAAGGGAACCCGAUGCGGUGUCCGUACACAGUGAGACAGCGACCACAUCGAAACCACGUAGUUGGAACACACAGAGGCACGGUAGUCGUAAGAAAAAAAAAUCAAUUGUGUCUACCAUGUCUGGGCUGUUACAUAAAACCGCUAAACCUGCCCCUUUUCAGAGCUCCUAUUCAAUAGCAGAUCCGGAAUUUGCGGAAAAUGAAUGGACUCAGAUAAAAGCUGGAGAUAGGCCAACGCCACCAGAACCACCACCACCACCACCACCCCUGCAACCUCCAGAGCCAGCUAACAUUACCAUAGAGCAGCAGGAGGAAGAGGCGCAAGAACAGAUUAAUGAAAUUCAGUUACCAGCUGAAAUGUUCAAUGGCCCGACUAAAGAAUUUGCAGUAUCGAGAAAGUUGAGUAAAUAUAGAGAACACUGUAAGCUAUCGAAUGGAGUGCCAGAAGGGGAAUCUUCAGUAAUUCCAGUAGAAAAACGUAACAAAUUAUUAGAAGAACAGCCUGUUAAACCUCACGAAGAGUUUGUGCAGCCAACGAAUAAUAUAAGAAAUUUCAAAAUGUCAUCUAGACAAGCAAGUUUAGAGGUACCGUGGGCAGGGAAAGGAUCUGCGGACACUGAAGAUGAUAGUAGAAGCAACCAUUCGUGGAGAAGUACAUCUAGAAUUUCGUCAAGACGGCAAAGUACUGAAGAAAGCAUCGAUAGUGACGAUGAAUGGUAUUGUUAUGAACUAAAACAAUUAGAAGAACUAGAGAAAAAAACACAUUUUGAACGGGUAUUUGGGCCACCUAUGUUACCACCGCCCAGUGCUCGAAGUGAAUCAUCCAUACUUAUAUCUAAAGUAGAUUUUAAAGAAAAAAUGUCUAAAGCCAUUGAAGACAUAAGACGACAAUCAGUAGACGAAUCGUUCAACGAGGACGCUUUCGAACAAGAGCAAUCCUUGGAUACUGUCAUUGAAGAGGAAUUAAUACAAGACGACGGACCUAUAAGGUUCAAGUUAAUGAAAGUACCGGAUACUCCGGGUGGCAUUAGAAGGGAUCUUCCAGGUCAAGACCUAGACCUGGAACCGGAACAGGAACCGGAACAGGAAACGGAAACGGCCGACGAACAAAUGGUCGUUGAAGAGGAUGAAAGUCCCGGUACACCGUCAUUGCCCAGGUUUAAAUUUGAUAAAAACGAUUUAGUAGAUAAAGAAGAGAGUGGCAGUAAAUGGAAAAUCGUGAAAGCUCUCAAGGAAAAAAAACCCGACGAGAUAAACCAGGAUAUUGGACCUCCACCUACUCCGAUUAUCGAGAAUGGAAGAGGGAGCGGCGAAAACAUUAAUAGAGCGAAUGGACACCCUGGAGACAACCCGUUUUAUAGCAACAUCGACAGCAUGCCGGAUAUUCGACCCAGGAGAAAAUCUAUCCCUCUUGUCUCGGAACUGACAAUGGCCGCCACAAAAAGAAACGCAGGACUGGCGUCAGGAGUUCCACGUCCUACACUCAACGACGAAGAGCUGAAAAUGCACGUGUACAAAAAAGCUCUGCAAGCUCUAAUCUAUCCAAUAUCAUCGACCACGCCGCAUAAUUUCGUCUCGUGGACUGCGACUUCACCGACGUAUUGUUACGAAUGUGAAGGGCUGCUGUGGGGCAUCGCCCGGCAAGGGGUACGGUGCACCGAAUGCGGGGUCAAGUGCCACGAGAAGUGCAAAGAGCUCUUAAACGCCGACUGUUUGCAAAGAGCGGCCGAGAAAAGUUCCAAACACGGUGCCGAGGAUAAAGCGAUAUCAAUUAUACAGGCGAUGAAGGACAGGAUGUUGCAACGCGAACGAGAUCAUCCAGAGAUUUUCGAACUCAUCAGAUCAGUGUUCGGCGUUGAGGAGAAAAGCCAUCAGGGUCAUAUUAAAGCGGUGAAACAAUCGGUUUUGGAUGGUACUUGCAAGUGGUCAGCAAAAAUUGCCAUCACAGUAAAAUGUGCUCAAGGGCUCAUCGCAAAAGACAAAAGUGGUACAUCAGAUCCAUACGUAACUGUUCAAGUGGGUAAAGUUAAAAAAAGAACGCGAACUAUGCCUCAAGAGCUCAAUCCUGUUUGGAAUGAAAAAUUUUAUUUCGAGUGCCACAAUUCUUCGGAUCGAAUUAAAGUCAGGGUAUGGGACGAGGACAACGACCUGAAAUCGAGACUCAGGCAAAAAUUAACCAGAGAAUCAGACGAUUUUUUAGGACAAACUAUUAUCGAGGUUCGGACGUUGUCGGGCGAAAUGGACGUUUGGUACAAUCUCGAGAAAAGGACUGAUAAAUCGGCGGUAUCCGGUGCUAUUCGAUUACAUAUCAAUGUAGAAAUCAAAGGAGAGGAAAAAGUCGCUCCUUACCAUAUCCAAUACACGUGUCUCCACGAAAAUCUAUUUCACUCGCUGUGCGAAAACAACGCUGGAAUAGUUCACCUACCUCAAGCUAAGGGAGAAGACGGGUGGAAGUUGUAUUUUGAAUCUCCCGCGCAAGACAUUGUCGACGAGUUCGCCAUGAGAUACGGCAUCGAGUCCAUUUACCAAGCAAUGACACACUUCCAUUGUCUUUCGACAAAAUAUUUAUGCCCUGGCGUCCCAGCGGUAAUGAGUACUUUGUUAGCGAAUAUCAAUGCCUACUAUGCACACACAACAUCCAGCUCCGCCGUUAGCGCGAGCGAUCGUUUUGCAGCAUCGAAUUUCGGAAAAGAAAAAUUCGUGAAGCUGCUCGAUCAACUACAUAAUUCGCUCAGAAUAGAUUUAUCAAUGUAUAGAAAUAACUUUCCGGCAUCCAGUCAAGAAAAAUUAAUGGAUCUUAAAUCGACUGUCGAUUUGUUGACCAGUAUCACAUUUUUCAGAAUGAAGGUACAAGAACUUUCAAGUCCACCCAGAGCUAGUACCGUUGUCAAGGACUGCGUCAAAGCAUGUCUAAGAUCAACUUAUCAAUUUCUGUUUGCUAAUUGUUAUGAUUUAUACGGCAGAGAAUAUCAGACUGAUCCAAAUGAAAAGAGAGAUGAAGACACGGGACCAAAGUUAGAUGAUUUAGGCUUUUGGGAUAAGCUUGUAGCACUCGUUGCUUCCGUAAUCGAAGAAGAUAGAAACAGUUAUGCGCCCGUUUUGAGUCAAUUCCCCGCAGAACUCAAUAUAGGACAGUUGUCCGCAGCAACAAUGUGGAGCUUCUUCGCCGUAGACAUGAAGUAUGCUCUAGAAGAACAUGAAACACACAGACUUUGUAAAACUUCAGCAUACAUGAACCUACAUUUCAAAGUAAAAUGGUUGUUUACUAAUUAUGUAAAAGAUGCGCCGCCGUACAAAGACGCAAUUCCCGAGUACCCAUCUUGGUUUGAACCGUUUGUAAUGCAAUGGCUAAAUGAAAACGACGACGUGUCGUUGGAAUAUUUGCACGGAGCUUUCAACAGGGACAAAAAAGAUGGGUUUCAAAGAAGUUCGGAGCAUGCGUUAUUUUCCAACUCAGUGGUGGACGUAUUCACUCAGCUUACACAAUGUUUUGGGGUCAUAUCGAAAUUGGAAUGUCCCGACCCCGAGAUAUCCAAUCGAUACAUGAAAAGACUUGCUAAGACAAUUGUCAAAGUGUUAUUGGCAUACGUAGACAUUGUUCAAAAAGAAUUUGACGCCAAAGAGCUGGAUGAAAGAACUGCUUGUAUAUUAAUGAAUAACAUCCAACAACUACGAGUACAACUAACAAAAAUGUUUGAAUCAAUGGGUGGCAAACAACUGGAAGAAGAUGCUACAGAUAUUCUAAACGACUUACAAACGCAAUUAUUAAAAGCAUUAGAUGAACUAUCUGGGAAAUUCGGAAAAAGUUUGGAACCUCAAAUAAAGAAAAGUGUCAAAGAACUUGGUGAGUUAUUGCAAAGUAUCAAAGGAGGUAGCCAAAAUCCCCAACAAGUGUCUAUGAUGGAAGUAGAUGAAAUAUUAAGGCCAUUGAUGGAUCUAAUGGAUGGCUCAUUAUCGUUAUUUGCUCAAACUUGCGAGAAACCCGUACUAAAACGAAUUCUUCGUGAACUGUGGAAACUUGUAAUAAGAAUAUUGGAAAGAUCAGUAGUAUUACCACCGAUGAUGGAUAAAAGUAUGAUAUUGAAAAACCUUAGUGAAAACGCUAGAUCGCUAGCAGCUAAUGCUAGAAUUGAAGACAUGUCCAGAUUAAUUAGAAACCACAUGGCUGGAAAGCAAGACGUUAAAAAUGCUCUAACAGGAGUGAUGGAUAUGGAAAAGAACUUAAAUACUAAGCAAUGCAGGGUCUUAGAAUCUGCACUGAAAACAAUUAAGACUUAUUUCCACGCCGGUGGAAAUGGACUAAAAAAGAAGUAUUUGGAUAAAAGCUCAGAUCUUUUAUCUUUGUGCUACGCUUUGUCGCUUUACACAAGAUCUACAGACGAACUCAUCAAGACGUUUGUGUUGUCACAAUUACAUCAAGUUCCACAAAAAAAUGACCCAUUACCCCGGCAACCGUCACUGAUGAGUGGUACCGAGGUAAAAGAUGAAAUGGACGAAAUGGAUUAUGACGAAGACGACGAAACCGAAGAGGAAGAAGCAUUAGAUGAAGCAGAAGAAGAUGUAAAAUCAAUGGGAAGUCGAAUGGAAAAACUAUUUGAAAUUUCAAGAAGACCAUUACAAGAAAAUUACGUAUAUGAAGAACCUUAUGGAGAAAUUUCCAUUAACGUUUACAUUGAAACACAUCCAACAAAUAACGAAUUUAAGCUCACUGUAACAGUGGUCGCUGCCAACACGCUGGUAUGGCCGACGACUGGCAUGUUUCGUCCGUUUGUCGAGGUGAACCUCAUUGGACCGAGACUAGCGGACAAGAAGAGAAAACAGUCGACGAAGAGCAAAUCGGGCAGUUGGAGCCCUAGAUACAACGAAGCGUUCGUUUUUUCGAUCAGCGCCAUCGAAGACUUGGAAUGUUACGAAUUGCAUUUUUGCGUGAAAGACUACUGUUUCGCUCGGGAAGAUCGGCUCGUCGGCGUGGCGGUUUUGCAGAUGCGACACGUCCCCAUAAUGGUCCGUACCGGCGAGUGGUUAGGCCUCGGCAGGCGGAUACAGAUGAACGAGACUGGGUGGACGAUUUUGCGGAUACUUUCACAGAGGUACAACGACGACGUAGCCAAGGAAUUCGUGAAGCUCAAGUCGGAGACCAGACAGGAAGACCAGUCAUCCGUGCAGGGGUCGUAA
Molecule: messenger RNA, 6702 nt
Organism: Macrosiphum euphorbiae (potato aphid)
Lineage: Eukaryota; Metazoa; Arthropoda; Insecta; Hemiptera; Aphididae
Source: the annotation of a GenBank genome assembly